Molecule: messenger RNA, 1581 nt
Organism: Kalmanozyma brasiliensis GHG001
Lineage: Eukaryota; Fungi; Basidiomycota; Ustilaginomycetes; Ustilaginales
Product: Tetratricopeptide-like helical
Exons: 2
Coding region: 1-1581 (526 amino acids)
Source: RefSeq, a predicted model, not a curated record
AUGGCCUCACUCAGAGCCACUACACCUACCGCGCGGCGAGCGCUGGCUCGGCCAACGCUCCUCGCGCAGCACCCUCUUCGCGCACGAGCGCUCGUUCCGGCUUCUCGGCAGCUCUCAACCACUCCUCUCACCCGCAAUAGCACACCCACAAAAAGCACCAGCGUCGGCAACGUCACCACCCCAGGCUUCAAGCCGCGCCCCACCUCUGGUCCCAACGCUGUCCGUGUCGGAACACUCUUCACCUCGCUGAUCGCCCUCGCGGUCGCCGUCACCGGCUACGGCCUGUACGAGUACUACACGUCCUUCUCCGCCUGGCCCGUGUCGAUCCGGGAUGACCUGCGUGCAGCCCUCAAGGCGCGGAACCGAGGAGACGUGCGUAGGGCCGAGUCGUACUUCCGGAAAGCUCUCGCUACGGCACGCGGGAUCAAGGGUGAGCUGAAUGAGGCUACGCCCACGCCUAAGGGUGCUGACCCGGGGGAGAAGGGCGAGGCGAUGCUCAAGAUCUCUGGUAUCGCAAUCGCACUCGCUGCACUGCUGGAGGGAGAAGGGAGGGUGGAGGAGAGCUAUGCGGUGCUCGAGGAUGUGUGGGAUGAGAUCAUGGAGCGGGGGAAAUAUGAGGGUGUGAUUGCGGAGAAGGGUGAGUGGAAGCGGGGCCAGAGGGAUCGAAUGCGUGCGGUGCAGAUUGCGCAGAAGCUGGGUCAGCUGGGUCAAUUGCCCGAGGUCCGCGUUGCGCUAUUGGAGAAGGCCAAGCUGGCAUCUGUCGGCGAUGAGGGUGGGGAGAAGUUCAAAUUCGCCCUGACGGGAACGGCAGAGUCGCAAGAUCCCGCCGAACGAUGGCUGGUGUGGAGCGUCGAGGAGCUCUUCCGUCUCGUGCUGCCCGCUGAUGUCCACGCCUCUGCCCUCGCCGCCGCCGCCACUCCCGCCGACGCUCCAUCUUCCGACGCUUCAGCAUCGGCACCGAAGGCGAAACUCAACCCCAUCACCCCACCAACAUCGAUCUCGUUGGCCGACCUCGACCUUCCCGCCUGGGUGACAAAGCUUGAUCUCCUCGCAUCCAUCGAAUCCCUCGGCACCUUCUACGCCGCCAAAGGUCUCCCUGAAUACGCUGUGCCACUGUACCUGCAAACGCUUUCGAUCCUCCUACCGCCCUCGACGUCCGCCUCCCCGACGGCGAGUGAGAGGUGUAAAGCCGGACUGGUGAUGAACAACCUCUCCCAGCUGCUGGCGGGGAGCAACGUCAAGGAUGCGACAAAAUGGGCGAGCAAGGGUCUCGAUAUCACCGAUCGCACGGUGCAGAUGGCCGGCUUUGAGAAGGUGGAAGCGAAGAAGGGGACGGAGUUGGUCCAGUCGUCGGAUGAGAGGACGCAGGAGGUGAGACUGGAAUGUCUGGGCGUCAAGCUGACACUUCUGUACAAUUUGGGCGUGUUGAGCGACAUGGCCGGCGACAAAUGCCAAGCAAGACUCUAUUUCCAGAAGGCCUACGCGCUGGCAGACAAGAUCGGCGGCCCUACGUUCGCUAUUGCAAAGACCAAGGCUGCCGAAAGCCUGGCUCGGUUGGAAAGGCGAGGAGCCAACAAGUGA